AUGGGCACCACUUUUACCACUAAUCCACUACCACCAUCGCGUUAUGACUCCACCACCACCAUGUCCUCCUCCCACCACCAACACCAACACCACUCCUCCUCCUUCACCAUUGCCACUCCUCUACCACCACCACCACCACCAUUUCCACUCUACUACCAUCGCCAUUCAUCACCAAUGCCACACCACCACCGCCAACACACCACCACCACAAUGGCCUCUUCCACAACCAUCACUACCACCUCCUUCACCACCGCCAUUGCCACUCCCACACCACUCCUCUACUAUCGCAACUCACCACCACUACUACCGCCGCCACUACAUCACCACACCGCCGCAAACGACAUACCACCAAUACCACCUCCUCCUCCACUACUGCCACUCCACCACCACCACCUCUACUACCAUCCACACACCACCACCAUACAACAUCGUCACUCACCGCCAUCAUCGCCAUCACCACUACUACUUUGGUACCACCAUUCCGCUUUGCCACCACCAUCGUCAUCAUAA
This is a messenger RNA of Camellia sinensis, 510 nucleotides long. Lineage: Eukaryota; Viridiplantae; Streptophyta; Magnoliopsida; Ericales; Theaceae. The record is from RefSeq and is a predicted model, not a curated record.